UGCUGGGGGGAUCUGGAGAUCAGAGAAGCGAUGAGCGGCUGGGUCGUGUCUGCUCAGUUACGGUGGGUGCUUGGGACUUGUGAAAGGCUGACGGCUCUUUCGAGAUUACAGAUUGUACGGCAGCAUCUGAUGUCUACAAAUGCCAAUCUGGAAAAGGAAGUGAUCUUGACAAAGUCUGGAUCUACUGGAAUAAUCACAUUAAAUCGGCCAAAGGCCCUUAACGCUCUGAACCUUUCCAUGAUCAGACAGAUCUACCCCCAGCUUAAGAAAUGGGAGCAAGACAAUGAAACCUCGCUGGUGAUUAUUAAAGGAGCUGGAGAAAAAGCUUUCUGUGCUGGUGGUGAUAUUAGAGCUGUUACAGAGGCAGGAAAAGUUGGAGACAGAUUGGCAGAAGAUUUCUUCAGGGAAGAGUAUAUUCUAAACAAUGCAAUUGGAAACUGCCAGAUUCCAUAUGUAGCCCUUAUUAAUGGAAUAACAAUGGGUGGGGGUGUUGGCUUAUCAGUGCAUGGACACUUCCAGGUUGCAACAGAGAAAACACUGUUUGCUAUGCCAGAGACAGGAAUAGGUCUGUUUCCAGAUGUAGGAGGAGGUUUCUUCUUGCCAAGACUGGAAGGGAAACUUGGAUUGUACCUUGCCUUAACAGGAUUUAGAAUUAAAGGACGAGAUGUGCAUCAAGCUGGAAUUGCUACUCAUUUUGUGAAGUCUGAUAAGAUCCCAGACCUGGAGAGAGAUUUGGUGUCUUUAAAAUCACCUUCAAAGGAAGAUGUUGCAGAUUUGUUAAACUCAUACCAUUUCAAGUGCAAAGCUGACCAUAAAUUUGUCUUGGCAGAGCACAUGGACAAGAUUAAUAGACUUUUUGAAACCAACAGUGUUGAAGAAAUACUAGAAAAUCUGCAGGAAGACAGUAGUCCAUUUGCAGUUCAGAGUUUGAAGACACUGAAGAAAAUGUCUCCCACGUCCAUGAAGAUUACUUUUCAACAGCUUCGAGAGGGAGCCACAAAGAAUCUGGCAGAAGUUUUAGUUAUGGAGUACAGACUUAGCCAAUCUUGUAUGAGAGGUCAUGAUUUUUAUGAAGGUGUGCGUGCAGUUCUGAUUGACAAGGAUCAGUCCCCAAAGUGGAAGCCAGCAACCCUAGAAGAAGUGACAGAGGAAUAUCUGAAGAGUUGUUUUCAGUCACUUGGAAGCAAGGAACUCAAAUUGUAACUGGGAAUAUGUUGCUGAUCCCUAAUUGCACUAUGAAUCUGAUGACGAAAUGGAUAAAUGACUUGGGAAGUGAAAAAAAAAUUUAUGCAUGAGUUUGCAAUCUGGUUUUUCUUUUCAUGAAAUUAACCGGCUUAUUUACAUCUGACGCAUUUAUCAAGUGAAAAUAUUGUAGUACGUAUAUAAUAAAUGUACUGAAGCACUAACUUUGUGUAUUUUUGCUGGGUCAUGGGUAUCAGCUCUCAUGUAUUUAUUUAGUAUCAUUCAUUUUAGAAAAUGCUCUGACUUCACAGAGAUAAAACAAAAAUUCUUGCCAUGUCCACAGAAUACAUUAUUUGGAGGACUGGCCAGAGAAAACUUUUAAUGAGAGUGUUGAGGUAGGAAAAUGUUUUAUUUGGGGAUUUGAGAACAUCCAGCCUCAUUUAACUGAAAGUAUAGCUGCUGAUGGUAUGAUGACAAAACUUGUGGUGAUGGGUAGGUGCUGUAAGAAUGUGUGCCGUGACAGAACAAAAAGGAAUUUGAGAGGUUGAAGCCAGAAGAAUGGUGACUUUGGGAAGGGUUGUUUUCUGCAGCAUUGGAAGAAGCAGCAAAGAAGAGUAGGACACAUUCAUGACAUGAUGUAAACAGCUGUCUGGAAACAGUGUAAAAAGAGCUGUGGAUACACUAAAAUUUACAGAAAAAGGCAAGCCAACUUAGAGAACAUUGCCAGGAGUUAAUUCUUUUUCAAAUGAUUUAGAUGGCUGCUGUACUGAAUUUAAAUGCCAGAAUUUAGUUUUGCUUAAAUGUAAUUUAGUUUUAAAGAAACUCAUUCAGAUGCUUAAAAAAAAUUGUUUGGUAAUUGAAUAUUCUCAAAGGUAAGUAAUUCAGUGAGAAAUAUAUCAAUGAGGGAUUAUUUAUGUAACAUUGAAAUUAUUCAGUAAUUCCUGGCAGUCAAGAGUUAGUUUCAUACCCCAUAAAGGAUGCAAUAAAAUUUACUGAUGCUUAUGGGAAAUGGCAGGCCAAAGUCAACAAACAAAAGUUACUAUCUGAGCUGCUACAUAAUACUAGGAGUCCAGUGUCGACACAGCUCUGCCAAAUCAAAAGUUCAAGAAGUUCAGAAUUUUCUGACUUCUGCCGUAUGUUUUGAGGUGAUGAAAUGGUUUGACUAGGUCAUCAUGGAAUUUGGCUUCUGGACUGGUAUUAAAAUAGUCACACAUCUUACAUAUAGUUCCCUUUUAUCAAGUACCCACGCCAAAUUGACUGUGAAAAGAUCUGGUUUGUAAUAUUUUUAGUGAUACAAAGGUACGGUAUAGAUGAAGUUCUCGUUCAGAGAAUGACUUAUUGAUGUAUCUUUGAGAAUUUUUAAUUAAUGUCACAAAUACAAGUUGUUACUGAAGGCAGAGUUUACAGUCAGGUAUGUUAGCUAAAAAUAUAUUAUGGUACUAUAAAAGGAAAAACCAUGUACCCACGAACAGGUUAACAUUGACGCUACAGCAUACCUUUGAAUAAUGAUGAGAAGGUUUAAGUUCUUAAGUACCCAGUGCCUCUCUUAAUUCUUUCUUUGAUUUCUGUUGUGGGGAAAUCUGACUUUUCUUCCUUUAUUCACCUUAUAACAAAGUUUUUAGAGGGUUUUUUUUAAACUAUUUCAAUAGUUUUCUGUUGGUUUUGAUUUUCUGCCCUUGAAGGUGAAAGAAGGGGAGGGGGAGAAGUAUCUUCACUACCUAGAAACAUAGGUAUUGCAGGGUGAAAGAAGAGUCAUGAUUCAUCUAGUUUCUGUCUGGUUAGAUGCAUGAUGCAAUGGUAAUAUAGUUGUUGACUUCACAUGAUGAAAAUUGUGUAUUUAAGAUAAAUCGCCACCUAUCCACCAAAAGCAGAUAUAUAAACUUGCCACAUUUGAUUUUGUGCUACUGUGUUAUCAGCUGUUCUACUCGCUUGAAUGCCAUCUUAUCAGCCUUCAAGCAGUCAAUGUGCCAAAAUCCUGAUCUUCUUCACAAUUGAACACAUUUCAUGGAUUGCAAGGGAUGCUCUAAAACAAGUCUUCAGUGAGAAAGGUAGAGGCAGAAUCUCAGGAUCAAAAAGAUUGUCUAGUUCAAGUGUGAUGAGUACAAACAACUAUCAAUAAUUUCUUUUUAGAAUUAAUAUUAAAAUGUCAUGUUUAAAUAAGCAAAUAUAUGAAUGAUUAUACGUAGCAUUAAGACAAAUACAUCAGACAAUUCACCUUGAAUUUGACAUCCAGAAUUGUGAUGAGGGGUUUCUGAUAUUAAUAAUUUUAGAGUUUGAGUUUUAAAUAGUGACAUGUGGAUUUCUUUCUGGAGAGUUUAAAAAUAUUUAACAAGGUCAGACAGACCGUCCAGAACAGUGAUCUCAACCAGUUUUUUCUAACUCGUGGAGCAUUGGCCUAUUGGCUCAGUCAACAUUUAUUGCCCGUUCCUAGUUGUCGUUGCAAAAAUGAUGGUGAACUGCCUUCUUGAACCACUACACUUCAUGUGUCGUAUGUAGACCUACAAUGCAAAUCAUGUAUUCCACAAUUUUGAUCCAGUAGCAGUGAAGGAACAGCAGCAUAUUUCUAAUUUAGGAUGAUGAGUGGCUUGGAGGGGAAGUGCAGGUGGUGCUGUGCCUGUGUGUCUGUUGCCUUGUCCUUCUAGAUGGUGACGAUUGUGGGUUCGGAAGGUGCUGUUUAAAAAACCUUUGGAAAAUGUCUGUAGUGCAUCUUGAAGGCAGUACACACUACUACUACUGAGUGCUGUAGUGACUAAAUAUUUGUGGAUGUUUGUCAUUCAAGCAGGCUUCUUUGUCCUGAAUGGUGGCAAACAUCUUGAGUGUUGUUAGGGCUGUUGUGGUUCAUCCAGGCAAGUAAGGAAUAUUCCAUCACACUCCUCACUUAUGUCUUCUAGAUAGUAGAUAGGCUUCAAGGAUUUGGGAAGUAAAUUGUUCCCUGCAGUAUUCUGAGCCUCUAAUCUACCCUUCUAACCAGUGUAUUUAGAUGUUGAGUCCAGUUCAGUUUCUGAACAAUAGUAACAUCCAUGAUGUUGAUAGUGGCGGAUUCUGUGAUGGUAACACCAUUGAAUGUCAAGGUGAAUGGUUAGAGUGUCUCUGAUUGGAAAUGGUUAUUGUCUGGCAUUUCUGUGGCACAAAUGUUACUUUCCACUUUUCAGCCAGUGCCUGGAUGUUGUCCAGAUCUUGUUAGCAUUUGAACAUGGACAGCUUCAGUAUCUAAAGAAUCAUGAAUGGUACUGAACAUUGUGUGACCAUUGGCAAACAUCCCCAGUUUUGACCUUAUUAUGGAGGAAAGGUCAUUGCUGAAGCAGCUGAAGAUGAUUCCAUCUAUACUAUCGUCAAGAACUCCUGCAGAAACAUUCUGACAAUAAUAUGACUGACCUCUUAAAAACAACUAUCUUCCCGUGUGCCAGGUAUGAUUUUAAAUAGCAGAGAGUCUUCCUCAUGAUUCUCAUUGAUUCUAAGUUGGCUGGGGUUCCGUGAUACCAGCUUCGUCAAGCAUGGCUUUCUGGUGAGGACUGUCACUCUCUCCUCACCUUAACAUUAAAGCCAUAGUUUUUGUGAGAGAAGUGGUAUCCCAUUGAAGUGUAAAUGGAAGAUUGUUUUUAACUGUGUGGUUUUAUGACAAGUGGGGUACACAUUGAAGGCCAUUAGCUUGAUUUUGUUUCCAGAUAAUUGAGGAUUGAUUUUAGCUUCAUACCUCCAGAGAUUGAAAGCUUUUAGGCUCUUGGAGGAGAUCUGACUGGGAUCAGAAGCAAAUGUACUUUUUCCUAAUUUUAAUAGAAAGUGCAGAGCAGUUAAAUAAAGCACAGUGACCUGAAUAGAAAAGUUUUGUUUGUGAAACUUUCAGAUCAGGAGUGUUUGGUUAGAAAUCUGCAUGUUAUUAAAAGCUGAGAAAUUUAAAGUUCUCAGUUCUGUGACUAUUCAUAUAAGAUGACAUUGAGGAUCACAGGAAAGGACUGGAGAGAGUCAGUGAAUUCAAACUUAAAACUUUACUAUCGAAGGGUGAUUUCUCUAGAUUUCAGUCUCUGUAAUGGAUAGUGUUGAAAUCAAGAUGAGACUUAGUUUUGCUUUGUGUUUUAAAGAUUUUUGGAACGGUUCUGUAUUUGGGUAGAUGUAUUU
Stegostoma tigrinum is the source of this 5298-nucleotide messenger RNA. It is a transcript of the gene hibch, whose product is annotated as 3-hydroxyisobutyryl-CoA hydrolase. Gene Ontology annotation, molecular function: 3-hydroxyisobutyryl-CoA hydrolase activity. Lineage: Eukaryota; Metazoa; Chordata; Chondrichthyes; Orectolobiformes; Stegostomatidae. The record is from RefSeq and is a predicted model, not a curated record. Gene Ontology annotation, biological process: L-valine catabolic process. Bases 31 to 1203 code for a protein of 390 amino acids. Gene Ontology annotation, cellular component: mitochondrion. The transcript is spliced from 14 exons.